This is a messenger RNA of Opisthocomus hoazin, 19108 nucleotides long. Lineage: Eukaryota; Metazoa; Chordata; Aves; Opisthocomiformes; Opisthocomidae. The record is from RefSeq and is a predicted model, not a curated record.
AUGUGCAAGCUGCACUCUCAGUUUUGGGAAUUUGAUUCAUUUGCAUCCUCUGUGGGCUUCAGCAUUGUUUUUAAAAUGCGGACACCAGAUCUUUGUGUAGUUUCAAAUAUCUACCCCAUUAGUGCUACAUACAAAGGGAUGCCCUCUGCCUCUUUAUUAGUUUAUUUGCUUUUAGCAUUACUCAUUCAAUUUACAUCUGGAGAAACAGAAGUGAAGUUCAGUGGACAAACAGAAUUUGUAGUUAAUGAAACAAGUACAACUGUUAUACGACUUGUGAUUGAGAGGACGGGGAGGCCUGCUAACAUCACAGCAAUUGUGUCGAUUGAUGGAGAAAACACUGGGGACUUUUUUGACAUGUAUGCAGCUGCAUUUAUACCUGAUACAGAAACAAACCGAACGGUGUAUAUAUCUGUCUGUGAUGAUGAUCUUCCAGAGGCUGAUGAGACAUUCACAUUUUACUUGACACUACCAAAACCAUCUUCAAGGAUAAAGCUUGGCUCACCCAAAUCUGUCACUGUAACGAUCUUAUCGAAUGACAAUGCCUUUGGAAUAAUUUCUUUUAACAUGUCUGCCUUAAUCACAGUGAAUGAGCCCAGAGGCAGAAACGAAUUUGUGCCUCUCACUCUAAUCAGGGAGAGGGGAACGUACGGGACAGUCAUCGUAACUUUUGAGAUAGAAGAUGGACCAAACGCAGCUGAAGAAGACUUAAGCCCAGCUAGGGGAAAUAUUACAUUUAGCCCUGGGAGAUCAAUGCUGAUUUAUAAUUUAACAGUGCUUGAUGAUCAGAUACCUGAAAAUGAUGAAUUAUUUGUUGUUCGUCUGAGGAGCGUGGAGGGAGGGGCUGAAAUCAACAACACAAAAGAUUCUGUUCGGAUUCGUAUUAAGAAAAAUGACAGCCCUGUGCAUUUUGUUCAGAGUGCUUAUAUGGUGCCUGAAGAAGUUGGUGUGCUGGCAAUUCGUGUGGUUCGCGGCAAGGAUGACAGUGGAAAAUUAAUUGGACCUGAUGAAUAUGAAGUCUCUGUCAGUUACGCCAUCAUAAUGGGGGAUUUAACAGCACACGCACAGCUUAAUGUAGACUUCCUAGAUCUACAGCCAAAUACAACGAUUGUUUUCCCACCUCUAGUUCAUGAAACGUACAUGAAGUUUGAGAUCCUUGACGAUGCCAUACCGGAAAUUGCUGAGACCUUUCAGGUUAUGCUGCUGAAGGACACUUUGCGGGGAGAUGCUGUUUUGGUUAAUCCGUCUGUUGUUCAUGUCACCAUCCAACCGAAUGACAAACCCUAUGGAGUACUAUCAAUCAACAGUGUCCUGUUUGCUCAGGCUGUUAUCAUUGAUGAAGACCAAAUUUCAAGGUUUGAAGGGAUCACGAUUGUAAGAAAUGGUGGAACGCAUGGAAACAUUUCUGUUGCCUGGGUUAUAACCCGAAACAGCAGUGAUCCCUCACCUGUGACUACAGACCUCAUUCCAGAGACUGGGGAGAUACAUUUUGACCAAGGAGAGAUGCUGGUAACGCUUCCUCUGAACAUUAUUGAUGAUGAUACACCAGAAGAGGCAGAGCCCUAUCGUCUGAAACUCUUAGCUCAUACAAUACAGGGAGGUGCAGAAGUCAGUGAACCCUCUGAGCUUCUGUUUUACAUUCAGGACAGUGAUGAUGUUUAUGGCCUCAUACAGUUUCAUCCUUUGGAGAAUCAGAAGAUUGAAAGUAACCCAAUGGGACGCUUUUUAUCCUUGAGCUUCGCAAGGGAGAGAGGAACAGUUGGAGAUGUGCAGUUGGUUUAUACUGCACUGUAUAUUCCAGCUGGAGCUUUGGAUCCUGAGAGAGCGAAAGAUGGCAUUCUAAAUAUAUCUAGAAGAAGCACUCUCAUGUUUCCAGAAGGAAAAACAAAAGAUACUUUAAAUAUACCAAUAAGAAAUGAUGCAUUCCUUCAAAAUGGUGCUCAUUUCCUCAUUCAGCUGGAAAAAGUUGAACUGGUGAAUAGAAUUCCUCUAGUCCCAUCUGCAAGUCCUAGAUUAGGUGAGAUUCGAAAUAUUUCCCUGAGGAUUACUCCAGAUAUUGCAAAUGGAGAAAUAGGCUUUACUAGCAAUCUUCCAAUUAUUCUUUCUGAGCCAGAAGAUUCCCCUGCUACAGUGGUUUCCAUUGCGUUGCAUCGAGAUGGAACUGAUGGCCAAGCAACUGUGUUUUGGAGUCUGAAACCCUCUGGUGUCAAUCAAAAGGCAGUAACACAUGACGAUAUAAGUCCUUUUAAUGGCUCUGUUGUUUUCUUAUCUGGACAAAGUGAUACUACAAUCAACAUUACUAUUAAAGCUGAUGAUACACCUGAAAUGAAUGAAACUGUGUUACUAAUUUUGGACAGGGUCAGUGUGGAAAACCAAAUACUGAAAUAUGGGUUUACUACUUGUGAAAUUAUUAUUUUGGAAAAUGAUGAUCCUGGAGGAGUGUUCGAAUUUUCUCCCUCUUCCAGAGGUCCCUACAGUAUCAAGGAAGGGGAGUCUGUCGAACUGCAGAUUGUCCGCAGCAGAGGAAGCCUCCUCAGGCAGUUUCUGCGCUACACUGUAGAACCGAGAGACAAUAACGAGUUUUAUGGAAGCACAGGAAUUCUGGAGUUUAAGCCUGGUGAAAGAGAGAUCAUAAUUACUCUGCUGACAAGGAUGGAUGAGAUUCCAGAGCUGGACGAGAUGUAUUCUGUGGUACUCAGUGGCUACAGUGAAAUACCAGGCAAGCUGGGAAAUGCCACAACGGUCAAUAUAACCAUUUUGAAGAAUGAUGACCCACAUGGUGUCAUUCAGUUUCUACCUGAUGAACUAUCAGUAACAAUAAAGGAAAGUAAAGGAGAAAUCAUCUACGCUGCUGCCUACAGAGUUGCAAGAAGCCAAGGAAACUAUGGCAAUGUUAGUGUGUCUUGGGUUGUUGAUCCAGCAUGCACCAAUGACAUCUAUCCAGAACAAGGAACUAUUUUUUUCGAUAAUCUGGAGUUUUCAAAAAAUAUCACUAUUUACUCACUGCCAGAUGAGGUGCCUGAAGAGAUGGAAGUAUUCAUCAUCAGCUUAUUCAAUGCUACUGGUGGAGCCAGGCUGGGCAAUAUAACCAGUGCAAUUUUACAAAUUACAAGGAAUGAUGAUCCUAUUUAUUUUGCAGAACCCCUGACAGUGAGCGUUAAAGAAGGAGGUGCUGCAAACUUUACAGUCCUAAGGAAUGGAUCUGCUGAUGUUGCUGUUGCUGUCCAGUAUAUGACAGUUAAUGGAGAUGCAACAGCUGAAGAGGAAGACUUUGUUCCCAGUGGAAAGAGCAGCGUUAUUUUAUUUGAUGUUGGAGAAAGAGAGCAGAACUUAUCUGUAUAUAUUAAUGAUGAUGAUACCCCUGAAACUGAUGAAACAUUUUAUAUCUUCCUUUUGAAUUCUACAGGGGAUACUGUUAUCUUUAAGGGUGGAGUGGCUACAGUUAUUAUUGAAGCAAAUGAUGAUCCUAAUGGAAUUUUCUCCUUGGAACCUGUGGAGAAGCCAGUGGAAGAAGGCAAAAGUAACAAUUUUUCGGUUUUGAGACACAGAGGACACUUUGGCAAUGUCUCACUGACCUGGCAGCUGUUCGAUAAUGACUCUGCGCUGAGGCCAGGAGAAGAAUUCUAUGAAACUUACGGGACUGUGUACUUCAUGGAUGGUGAAGGAUCAAAGCCAAUAACACUCCGUGCUAUUUCAGAUAGAAUCCCUGAAUUCAAUGAAUUUUACAUUUUAAAGUUGGUGAACGCUUCAGGUGGGUCUCCUGGUCCUGGUGGUCAGCUAUCUGAAACAAGCCUUGGCAUAACCGUGAUGAUCCCAUUCAAUGAUGACCCUUUUGGAGUCUUUGUUAUAGAUCCGGAGAGCCAGGACAGAGAGAUAGUGGAAGAUGUUCUUUCUGAAGAUGAUCUUUCCUAUAUUACAGACUUCAUGAUCUGGAGACAGCAAGGCACCUUUGGUGUUGUUCGUUUAGGUUGGGAAAUACUGUCUAGUACAUUCCAGGAUGGACUACCAUCGAUGGUAGACUUCUUGUUGCUGGGAUCAUUUCCAAGUUCAGUACAAUCCCAGCCUCACAUGAGGCGUCGUCACAGUGGAACAGACGCUUUGUAUUUCAGUGGAAAAGAGGAUGCGUUUGGGAUUAUUGGUCCGGAAUACUCAUACAAAGGAAAUACUGCAGUAACCAAUUUCACAUUUUCAGCAUGGUUAAUUCCUAACGUCAGUACUGAUGGUUAUAUAGUGGAAAAGGAUGACAGUAAUGGGACCUUAUAUUACGGCGUGAAAAUCCAAAUAAAUGAUUCUCAUGUUACUGUAGUGCUUCAUUAUACAGCAUUAGGAUCCAAUAUGACAUACAUGGCUAAAGCAGCAGUCUUGAGAUAUCUGGAUGAAAAUACUUGGCUUCACCUUCUGAUUACUCUGGAUGAAAGUAUAAUUGAGUUUUACUUGGAUGGAAAUCCAGUUCUGGGAGGAAUGAAGAGCCUGAAAGGAGAAGCAAUUGCUGAUGGUCCAGGCAUAGUGAGAAUUGGAGCAGGAAUCAACGGCAGCAGUAGGUACACAGGCCUAAUGCAGGAUGUAAGGCUUUACGAGCGUAAAUUGACACGGGCAGAGAUCUAUGAACUCCAUGCAACACCUGCGAAGAGCGAUGUCCACCCUGUCUCUGGGUACUUGGAGUAUCGGCAAGGAGAGACCAAUAAAUCAUUCAUUGUGUCUGCAAAAGAUGACAAAGAGGAAGAAGGAGAGGAGUUAUUCAUCCUAAAGCUAAUUUCUGUGCGUGGCGGAGCUCGAAUUUCACAAGAAAAUACCACAGCAAGAUUAAGAAUACAGAAAAGUGAUAAUGCUAAUGGUUUAUUUGGCUUCACUGGAGCGUGUAUUCCUGAGACUGCUGAUGAGGGUUCUACUGUAUCCUGUGUCGUGGAGCGUACAAGGGGAGCCCUAGACUAUGUCUAUGUAAAUUACAUUAUCUCACAGGUUGAUUCCACUGGCAUUAAUUACUCUGUUACCGAUUUUUCUAACAGCAGUGGCACUAUCACAUUCCUUCCUUGGCAGAGAUCAGAGGUCUUAAAUUUGCAUGUUGUUGAUGAUGACAUUCCGGAGCUAAAUGAAUAUUUCCGUGUGACAUUAGUCUCUGCAGUGUCUGGAGAUGGAAAACUAGGUUCAACUCCUACCAGUGGAGCAAGUAUAGAUCCAGAAAAGGAAACUACUGAUAUCAGCAUCAAAGCCAGUGACCACCCAUAUGGUCUACUACAGUUCUCGUUGGGGCCACCUCCUCAGCCAGGUGAUGAAAUGAUUCUGCCAGCCUCUGCUGUGCCCCGUAUUACUGUUAAAGAAGAAGUUGGACACAUCACAUUACUGGUAGUUCGUGCACAAGGCCUUCUUGGAACAGUUCUGGUAGAAUACAGAACAGUGCCACUUACAGCUUUCAGUCCUAAAGAUUAUCAGGCUGUUGUGGGCACACUGGAAUUUCAGCCAGGAGAAAGAUACAAGCACGUGACUGUUAACAUCACUGAUAAUUCUGUUCCUGAACUAGAAAAAACUUUUAAAGUGGAGCUGUUGAACCCAGAGAGAGGAGUUGCUGAGCUCUUUAGAAAUGAUGGCAGUGGUAGUGGUGAUGGGAACAUGGAUUUCUUCCUUCCAGCUGUCCAUCAACAUGCUAGCUUGGGAAUUGCAUCCCACAUCCUUGUGACUGUUGAGGCUUCCGACGACGCUCAUGGUGUGUUUGAGUUCAGCGCUGAGUCGCUCUCGGUAAAUGGAACGGAGCCUGAGGACGGAGACAGCGAUAUUGUGCUGCAGGUCAUGAGAACGCAUGGGGCCUUGUCUCAGGUGACGCUGCGUUGGAUCGUAGUGUGUGAUCAUACCAAAGACCUGAUCUCUGCAGAUGGGAAUGUAACAUUUGAUGUUGGCCAAACGAGAGCAAAUAUUACGGUACAGGUUUCUCCUGAUGAAGUUCCUGAAUUGGAUAAGGUGUUCUCAGUUUUGAUCAUCAAUGUCUCCAGUGGUCGUCUUGGAAAUCAUACUAAUGCAACACUAACUAUUUUAGCUAAUGAUGAUCCAUAUGGAGUCUUCAUCUUUUCUGAGCGAAACAGACCAAUAAAAGUUGAGGAAGAAACAAAAAAUGUUUCCCUGACAGUAAUAAGGCGCGGUGGUCUGCUCGGUACAGUAAUGGUAACAUACAGAACUAUUGGCAACGAUGAAAAGUCACCCUUUCUUCCAACUGAUGUUGUUAGAGCAACAGAGGGAAAAGAUUAUCUACCCAUCACAGGUUACCUGAUCUUCACAGCCAGUGAAAGCGAGGCCACAAUAUCCUUGCCGGUUUUGGAUGAUGACGAUCCUGAGAGGUCAGAAUCUGUUUUUGUGGAGCUAAGCAGUAUUGUUUUGAUUGAGAAAGUACAGGAUCGGCCAAUUGCAAAUUCUCCUCGACUUGGAUUAGUGAGUGAGACAAUAGCUCAUGUAAUUAUCAAUGCCAAUGAUGAUGCUUUUGGAACACUUCAGCUUUCAGCUUCAACUGUGCGAGUUGCUGAAAAUUAUGUUGGACCAAUCAUUAAUGUGACCAGAACUGGGGGAAUAUUUGCAGAUGUUUCUGUGAAAUUUAAAGCAGUGCCAAUAACUGCAACAGCUGGCGAGGACUACAGUGUAGCCUCAUCAGAUGUUGUCUUACUAGAAGGAGAAACAAGUAAAGCUGUGCCAAUUUAUAUAAUUAAUGAUAUCAAUCCUGAAGUUGAGGAGUCAUUUUAUGUUCAGCUGCUGAAUCAAACAACAGGAGGAGCCUUGCUUGGAUCUUUGACUAGGGCCAUCAUAACUAUUGAGGCUUCUGAUGACCCAUUUGGAUCCUUUGUUUUUCAGAUUACCGAAUUCACUGUGGAGGAGCCUGAAUUUGGAUCAGUAAUCAUAAAUCUGCCAAUAAUCCGCAAUGCUGGGACGCUCGGUAAUGUUGCAGUUCAGUGGGUUGCUACCAUUAAUGGACAUCCUGCUGAUGCUGACUUGCAGGUCACCUUCGGUAAUAUUACUUUUGCCCCUGGGGAAGCCAUUCAGAUGUUGCUGUUGGAAAUCCUGGCUGAUGAUAUUCCAGAAAUAGAAGAAAUUGUCCGUGUAGAAUUAACUCAGGCCUCCAGUGGUGGUGCUAUUGGGUUAGAUGCCGUGGCAAAUAUUGUAAUACCUGCCAAUGAUAAUCCUUAGGCCACAGUUUUCUUUCAUCAACCCUUAUAUCGAAUUCAGGAGCCACUAGAAAGAAAUUUGCUUGCAAAUAUAACAGUCAGGCGAAGUGGGGGAAAGUUUGGUCAGCUGCAGAUAUUUUACAGCACGUCCGAGACUGACGUCGUAGCUCUUGCCAUUGAGCAAGGUCAGGAUAUCCUGGCCUGUUACGAGCCUCCUGUACAAGGAAUUCCUGACCAGCCAUCCAAGACCAGAGUGAAUGUGUCCACAGCAAGUGAUCCACUCUAUGCCUGUGCAACUCAGUGCCUAAAAGAACAAGCUUGUUCAGCCUUUGCAUUUUCCAGUGCCUCUGAGAUUCCUCUCUGCCUUUGGCUGACGUGGGAUAUCAGCCCAUUAACUAACACUUCAGGAUUCUGGACCUACAAGAAAAACAUUACCAGUGCGUCCGCUCUCUUUAGCACACAAGCCAUCGCUGGUAUUGAUUAUGAAUCUAUUACAGGACACUGGGCCAUAAUGUGGGAAGGGGAAGAGUUUGCAAAUCUCACAGUUACCAUACUCCCUGACAGUCUGCCAGAGCUGGAUGAGAAAUUCGCUAUAUCCCUUUUGAAAGUUGAACUUAUAAACAUCUCAGCCAGCUUAAAAAACCAACCAACUAUAGGACAGCCAAACACUUCCACAGUUAUCAUAAUGAUGAAUGGGGAUGCAUUUGGAGUAUUUAAGAUCUACAGUGUAAGUCCCAACACAACAGAGAAAGGUCUGUAUGUUGAAGUAGAAGAACGUCCUCAGACCAACGUGCAGCUAAUGAUACACAGGACAGAAGGCAGCCUGGGACAAGUGACAGUGGAAUGGCGUGUGGUUGGUGGAACUGCUACCCCAAACUUGGAUUUUGUAGGCGUUGGUGAGAUUCUGGUGUUCGCUGAAGGGGAAACAAAACAGGUGGUCACGCUGACCGUUUUAGAUGAUCCAGAGCCAGAGGAUAAUGAAAGUAUCAUAAUCAGCCUGGUCCAUACUGAAGGAGGAAGUCGGAUUCUGCCCAGUUCUGACACUGUCACAGUGAUUAUUCUGGCAAACGACAAUGUGGCAGGAAUUAUUAGCUUCCAGACAGCCUCCAGAUCUGUUAUUGGUCGUGAAGGAGAACGAUUGCCAUUCCAUAUUUUAAGAACUGCCCCAGGGUUGGGAAACGUUACUGUUGAAUGGAAGAUAGUUGGGCAUAACGUAAAACAAAAUUUUGAAAACUAUUCUGGAAUACUCUUUUUUCCUGAGGAGACAUUGAAUACAACAUUGUGUGUUCACUUGCUGGAUGACCAUAUUCCUGAAGAAAAAGAAGAAUACCAGAUCAUCCUAUACAACAUCAAAACAGAAGGAGUUUCUUCUUCAGGUGCUGCUGUUUUGGAUAGUCAAGGAUAUGAAGCUGUUUUGACAGUAGAAGCUAGUGAUGAACCACAUGGAGUCUUGAAUUUUGCUUCCCCAUCCAGGGUAGUUUUAAUUCCAGAGGAAAACAAAACAGUUCAGCUUUUUAUUAACAGAGAAUUCGGAUCUCUAGGUGCUAUCAAUGUUACGUAUGCCACAGUUCCAGGAUUGCUCACUUUAAGCAAUCAGACGGACGGGAUCUUGGCUGAACCAGGAGCUGAUUAUGUAUCUGUUUCUGGAUCACUGAUUUUGGAAGAAGGAGAAACAUCAGAUGCCAUAAAUAUUACUAUUCUAGAGGAUGACGUACCAGAGAUGCAAGAAUUCUUCUUGGUUAAUUUGACUUCAGUGGAGCUCAUCAUGAACCAUUCAACUUCAUCCCCACCUAGGCUGGAUGUGGAAGGUUUAGCUUCUCAAAUUAUUAUUGAUGCUAAUGAUGGAGUAAGCGGAGUAGUUGAAUGGGAAAGUACCAAUUUUGAAGUUAAUGAAUCUCAUGGGAAUCUGACGAUAACGGCAUACCGAAACAGGGGAUCAUAUGGCAAUGUGUCUGUAUUUUUUUAUGCCCAAAAUUUGGAGGCACAGCUGAGUUUGGAUUUUUAUGUGACCUCAAGGACUCUUUUUUUCACUGAUGGAGAAAAGAAUAAAUCUGUUUUUGUUACGAUUUUUGAUGAUGAAGUUCCUGAAGGUGAUGAGAAGUUCCAGUUAAUUUUAACAAAUCCCUCUCUGGGUCUGGAAUUAGGGAAGAACACAACAGCCACAAUUACUAUACUUGCCAAUGAUGAUGGCCAUGGAGUUUUGUCAUUCAAUAACAGCGAUCACUUCUUCCUAAGAGAGCAAACAGCUCUCCAUUUGAUGGAAAGUGUUGCAGUGUUAAAUAUUAUUAGAGAACCUCCUCAGGGGAUAUAUGGCACCGUGACUGUUCAAUAUCUUGUAAGUGAAAUUAAUUCUUCAGAGGCAUCAGUGGAUUUGACCCCUUCUCAAGGAUAUAUUGUGCUGGAAGAGGGAGUCAGAUUCAAGACACUGCAUAUUUCCGCAGUACUGGAUGAAGAACCAGAAAUGGAUGAGCACUUCGUUGUCACCCUGUUCAACCCAACUGGAGGAGCCAGGCUGGGCACAAGAGUGCAAACUAUGAUUACGGUAUUACAGAACCAGGCACCACUAGGGCUUUUCAGCAUCUAUCCAGUUACAAAUAGGACGAAUUUCCUCAUCGUUGAAGAAGCCAACACUACAGUUUAUUUGAAAGUUUUACGGAGUAAUGGGCUCAACGUGUCUGUGAGUGUCGAGUGGGAGACGUUGUCGGACACUGCGUUUGGCAUCAGAGGUAGCAUCAGUGUCCUGUCUGUCUCUCAAAGUUUUGUGGAAGAGUCAGCAUCCAGCUGGUGUUUCUUUACAUCAGGAGAGAUCCUGUAUGGUGUUCUGCUGCGCAUGCCUCCAGCUGUGUUUUCUACUGUCUACCAGUGGAAGGGAGUUUUUGUUCCUGUUGAGAAUUUCAGUAUGUGGAAUCCUAAGGGCUGUAUGUCUUUCCAAAUCCGUGCUUCUCCCUACCUUGUGAUUACUCACGGAGGAGCCAGGCAGGGAGCUUCCAACAACAGCGUGUAUGCAUUCAUGCCUGGACGCAGACUGUUGAAGAUACAGACUGUCUCUGUUGUGGAUACCACACAGCUGAAACAUUUUGUUGUGGAUGAAGACAAUUAUUUGAUUUUUGUGAGUCACACAACCAGUUCCAGUUCCGUACAGGUUUUCCAGUGGAAUAAGGAGAGAUUUGUGCUGCAUCAUCAGCUUCCACUUUACGGAGCUCUGAGCAUAGCCUUGUUUCCUAGAGGAGGCAUUAUGUACCUGUUAGUUGCUUUGUCAAACACCAGCCAGAACAUGCUCUUGUACCAGUGGCUGAAUAAUGAGUUUAGGAAUCUGCAUCAAGUACCAGUGAAAGAAAUAAAACAUAUGGAGGCCUGGAUUUCUGGAUCUGAUAUCUAUUUAAUUAUUGCAAAAGGUUCCUUUGUAGAAUCUGGAAAUUCUUCUGACAUUUUCAUCUGGGAGACAGGGCAGUCUACUUUUAGACACUUCCAGUCUCUUCCAGUCUGUGCUGUGAGAAACAUCCAUGUUUUCAUGCCUCCUUCAGGUUUAGUUCACAUCCUCCUGUCCGCUGAGGACACGACAGUGCUGUAUUCCUGGAACUCGGAAGGGAACCAGUUCUCUGUAACGCUGGAAGCCCCAUAUGCGGACCACAUCACUUCAGCUACUGCAAGGUCUCUGAACUCCAGCAAGAGCUUGAUUGCUCUGUCCGUAGAGUCCAGCUCCCAGAUUUAUGAGCUAACCACUAUUUCCAACCAGUCAGAUUUUAUACCUAGUUCAGGUGAAUUGAUAUUUGAGCCUGGGGACAUGGAAGCUGUGAUAGCAGUCAAUAUCCUGGAUGACAUCAUCCCAGAGGAGGAAGAAUGCUUCAAAGUGUGGCUGAAAAACCCAAAGGGAGGUGCAGAGAUUGGUGUUCAUGGUUUUGUUAACAUAAUUAUUCCUUCCAAUGACAAUGCCUAUGGAGUCAUUGCAUUUGCUCAGAGUUCUUUAUUUAAGCAAGUUGAAGAAAUGGAACAUCACAGCUUAAUCACUUUGAAUAUUGAACGUUUAAUAGGAACAUAUGGACGAGUUACAGUAGAGUGGGUCGCUAAUGGGAGCAUAAGCGAUGUAUUUCCAGCUUCAGGAAUGAUUACGUUUUCAGAAGGUCAGGCCCUGUCCACAAUCACCCUGACAAUUCUCGCAGACAGUGUUGCAGAGCUUUCAGAGACCGUGGAAAUCACACUCACCCACGUAACCACUGUUGGCGUCCAGGAUACCACAAAAGGAGCUGUCAUCGAUCCCAAAAGGGCAAGAGCUGUACUUACCAUUUUACCCAGUGACUCUCCACAUGGUGUGGUUGGGUGGCAUAUGGAGUCUCUCUUUGUUAAAGUCACAGAGCCAGAAGUGAAUUCAACUGCUCUUACUUUACAAAUUGUUCGAGAGCAAGGGUUUGUUGGAGAGAUUGCCAUUCAGCUGAGCACUGUGCCUAACUUGGAACUCCCGCUUGCCAACCAAGCAACAGAGAAUGAGGAUUAUAUGCUGGAAAAUAAGACAAUCAUUAUGGCAGAGAACGCAACAAUAACUUCAGUUGUAGUCACUAUUUUGCCUGACGAUGUUCCAGAAUUACAGGAAGGAUUUAUAAUCAAUAUUACUGAUGUUCAACUCGUCAGUUCUCCCACUGGAGGUCAGCCAAGCGUGAAGAGGCUUGGGUUAGAAAUAGCUGAAAUAACAAUUGAAGAAAAUGAUGAUGCCAGAGGAGUGUUUAGUUUCAAUGUUACAAAGGAUAUAACUGGAGCUGUUGCUGGGUAUGAGGUACCACCACCACAGAAUAUACUGAAACUUCCACUUGUUAGACAGGCUGGGAGGUUUGGGUCAGCAACUCUGUAUUGGGAAGCCAUUCAUUUAACUGCUAGCUUUGAAGACUUCACACCAUCAUUUGGAAACCUUACAUUUGCAGAUGGGCAGGCUACAGGAGAAAUAGAAAUUACGAUCAUAGAUGACAGUGAAGUUGAAUUCCUUGAGAUAUUCAGGAUUGCCCUGGUGAGGGUAACGGGUGGUGCCAGGCUUGGGGAUGACACCCUGGUAACUGUCGCUGUUCCACCAAAUGAUUCCCCUGUUGGAGUAUUUGGGUUUGAAGAAAAGAAUGUAACAGUGAGGGAACCUCAGACACCCGAUGAUUCUGCUGCUGUUGUAUUGCUCACAGUGAGUCGCAGCCAAGGAGGACGAGGAGCAGUUAAAGUGUUAUGGAUUCUGGAGGAAGCAGCCAGAUAUGAUCUGACCCCUCUGAAUGGUACCCUGCACUUCAAUGAGACUGAAUCCCAGAAGUCAAUUGUUUUACAUGCCAUCCAAGAUGGUCUGCUGGAGGGGAAUGAAACAUUUACCAUUCAGCUAGUCUCUGCUGGUGAUGCAGAGAUAUCCCCUGUAAAUGGUACUGCAACCAUCAUUAUUGUGGGUGAUGAAGGAGCUUCUGGGGUGGUUGGGAUAGCCCUUUCAUCCAAGCAUGUUCUGAUUGGAGAACCUUCAGGAAAUUAUAAUGGAACUGCUCUUAUUAGCCUUAUACGUGGCCCAGGGAUUUUUGGUGAGAUCGUAAUUUAUUGGAAUAUAACACCGCCUCAUCAAACAGAAUUUGUGGAGACAUCAGGGAACUUGACAAUGCGAGACAGGCAGUCUGCAGCAGUUGUUCUAAUACAGGCUGUAGAUGACAACCGUCCUGAGGAGAAGCAUUACUACAAGUUUCAGCUAACUGGAAUCAGUGAUGGAGGACUCAUAAAUGAGUCUAGCAGCACAGCAAACAUUAUAAUGGCUGCCAGUGAUUUUCCAUAUGGGGAGUUUACAUUUUCACAGGAACUACUGCAAACAACAGAAGAAGAAAAAUGGGUAUAAGAUUAAAAUACCUUCUGAUGUAAAAUAUUGAUAGAUAUCAAUAUUCCAUUUUUUAAAGGUUCCAGGGGAUCCUAUGGCAAAGUGCGUCUUUGCUUUGAGAUAAUAAAUGGUACUGCAGAGGAGGGAACUGAUUUCACUCCCACAGUAAGGGAAUUGUUGUUUGACCCACAUGAGGAGAGUAAAAUGAUUUUGAUUGAAAUUCAUGAUGAUGACUUUCCUGAAGGUCCUGAAGACUUUUCAGUGAUGAUUGCCGAAGUGGAACUCCAAGGAAGUGGAUUUGAUUUUACUGUGAAAGAAAAUGGUCUACAGCUGGAUCAGCCUCCCAUCAUAGGAAAUAUCUCCACAGUACGAGUCACUAUAGCAAAAAGUGAUAAUGCAGAAGGCAUCAUAGAAUUUGAUCCACAGUAUAUCCUUCUACAGGUGGAAGAGGAUGCUGGAUUAAUCAUGAUUCCUGUUGUGAGAAAGCGUGGAACUUAUGGCUAUGUAACAGCUGAUUUUCUUUCUCGAAGUAUAUCUGCACUUCCUGAUGGUGUUGACUAUGCCAUCCAUAAUAAUUCUGUCAUUUUUCAUCAUGGCCAGAACCAGACUUUUAUUUAUAUUUCUAUUGUAGAUGAUGAAGAAAGCGAAUUUGCAGAGCAAUUUGAAAUCCAGCUGACAGGAGCCACUGGUGGAGCAGUCCUUGGGCUCCAUCUACUGAGCCAGGUCACUAUUGCUAAAAGUGACUCCCCCCAGGGCACCGUCCGAUUUCUCAACCAAAGUCGAAUUAUUCUUCCCAAUCCUGAUACACCCACGACAGUGUCCCUGGUGCUGGAAAGGACUGGAAGAUUAUUAGGGGAGACACAGAUUAAUUGGGACAUCAUGGGACCAAAUUCAGAAGAGAUUUUAUCUCCCGUGAACAGCGACAUUGGCGACCCUGUGAGUGGAUCAUUUUAUUUUGGAGAAGGAGAAGGAGGUCUGAGAGCUAUUAGUCUACAAAUCUAUCCUCACGAAGAGGUUGAAGUUCAGGAGAACUUCAUUAUCAGACUGAGCCUUGUGAAAGGUGAAACAGAAAUAGAUCCUAAGGCAAACAACAUUACACUAAUAAUACAGAAGUUUGGUGAUCCCAAUGGAAUUGUACAGUUUGCUCCUGAAUCAUUAAUUGAGUAUAACUGUACAGAACCCUCAGCAGCGGAAGGGCCACAAAGUAUUACACUGUUUGUGAGACGAAUUCAAGGCACUUUGGGAAACAUAACGGUUUACUGGGAAAUACAUAGCGAUUCUGACACCACAGGGGACUUUCUUAGGACAGAGGGUUCUGUUGUCAUUGCUGACCAGCAGAGUACAGCCGAGAUAAUUAUCUACCUGUUACCUGAUGAUGUUCCAGAACUGGAUGAAAACUAUAUGGUGCAGCUGAUUUCAGUAGAAGGUGGAGCAGAUUUAGACGAAGAGAAAAGAAUUUCGCAGAUCAAUGUUUUUGCAAAUGAUGAUCCCUAUGGAGUGUUUGCCCUGUACUCUGAUCAGCAGUCAGUACUCGUAGAGAAAAACCUGGAUCGCUAUGUUCAGAUCAAUGUAACUCGGCAUGCUGGGGCAUUUGGAGACGUGGUUGUUGAGUACCAUAUCUUGUCUCAUCAUGACGAAGCGCUAAUUGCACCUGAGAAUGAGGUGGGAUACCUCACAGUAAAAGAUGGUGCCAGCUUUGGACUGAAAAGAGUGCCAAUAAGCAGCCAGGCAUUUCUUUUACUGGGCUUGAAUUUUACUCUGGAACUGAUUAGUGUAAGCCUGGCUGGGGGAAGUGCCAAUGAUGUGCCUAAAAUAUUAGGAAAAGCAAAGUCAGCUGUUCUGCUUAUUCCUGAGGAAGCUGCCAAUUCACAGGUUGGCUUUGAAUCUGUGAUUUUGCGACUUACAGACAUUGUAGCAGGGACAGGCCAGGCUGUCAUAAUCAGAAAAGGAGUUUAUGGCUCUGUAAUCGUUAGCUGGGUUUCAGGAUACCCACCAGACCUAAUGACUGACUUUGCUCAGCCAGGCAAUAUUACUCCUCCAUUUGGUACUGUUGCAUUUUCCUCUGGUGAGCAAAGUAAAGUAAUUUCAUUUCAGGCUACUCCAAGCCGAAAUCAACGUGAGUCAUUUGCCAUCACUUUAACAGCAGCGCACAGCAAUGUACCUGGUGGGGCUCGCCUGAGAUCAGAGUUUACAAUAGCUGAAAUUGAGCCAAUGGGGAUCUUUCAGUUUACUUCUAACUCGAGAUCUGUUACAGUUGAAGAAGAUGUUCAGGUAGUGAUACUACAUGUCCAAAGAUUGUUUGGUUUUCAAAGUAAUCUCACUAAAUUGACAUAUCAGACGAUUCCAGGAAGUGCCAAACCCUUAGAGGACUUUAUACCCAUCUACAACGGAGAGCUUAUGUUUUUACCUUUUCAGACAGAUGCUGUGAUAGAAAUAUCAGUAAUUGAUGACAAUGUGUCUGAAAUGGAGGAAUUUUUUUUGGUAAAUUUGACUGCUGUGGAAAUUUUGGAUGUUCAGCCUGUGAAUCCUGCCUGGAGUCCACGUCUGAAUCCAGCUUUCAGUGUUGCAACAGUUAAUAUUUUGGCUAAUGAUAUUCUUCACGGAAUACUAAGUUUGGGGCCAGAGUUUAUUUACGUGGAAGAAGAUGCCAACAACAGUACCCCUAACACAGUGAUGCUUCAUAUCAGACGGACCAAAGGUUUUACAGGUGAUAUUGAAGUAACCGUUAAAACCUUUGGAGGAUUGAGUGCACAGAGCGGAGUAGAUUCAUAUCCUUUUGGAAAUGUUUAUGGAAAAUCAAACUUCACAUGGGCAGCGGAAGGAGAAGAUUUUGAGGAACAGUCAGUCUCUCUGACUUUGCUGGACGGAGAAAGAGAAAGCAAGCUGUCCAUAAGAAUUUUUGAUGAUGAUGAGCCCGAAGGACAGGAAGUGUUUUAUGUUUUCCUCUCAAAUCCUGAACAUGGAGCUCAGAUUGUGGAAGGAAAGGAUGAAUACGGAUUUGCUGCUUUUGCAACAGUAAUUAUUGCAGGAAAUGAUCUCCAGAACGGCAUUUUGGGGUUCAUUCCAGAAGUACAAAGCGGUCUUGUACUUGAUGAAGACUCAGAAGACAGAGAGGUGCUGCUGAUGGUCGCAAGGCAACCAAACAGGGCUUUUGAAGAUGUGAAGAUCUUUUGGCGUGCGACCUUUAAUAAAACGUCUGUUGUCCUUCUGAAGGAUGGUGUGAACUUGGAGAAAGAACUUGUCUCUGUGCUGGGAGCCACUACCUGCAUGGCAGGUCAAACAAUAUGCAACAUCUCCAUUGAAAUAAAACCUGAUAAUGUACCUGAAUUUGAAACAAAUUUUUUUGUUGAGCUGUAUGCUGUAAGCACAGGAGCUGCAUUGAACAGCAGUGCCAGAUUUGCUUUAAUAACAGUCCUUGAAAGUGAUGCUCCUCAUGGUUUAGUGUAUUUUGCUGUGGGAUCUCGUUUUGCUGUGGCUCAUAAGAGGACAACUUUAAUCAGUUUGCAGGUGCUUAGAGAUUCUAGUACAUCGGUAACCACAACGGUUAGCUACAGCAUGCAGGUUUUGAGGGUGCGUGCCCAGGUACCCAAGUGUCGAUAUAAUAUCAAGGUUAUGGCAACUGACAAAAAGAGCAAGAAUUUGAAGAAUGAAACUGUAUCUGCAAACCUCAUGGAAGUAUCUCCAGCUGUGGCAGGACAAGAUUUUGCCAGAUCUGAAGGGUUAUUGACUUUUGAACCUGGACAGAGAAAUACGUUUCUGGAUGUGACCCUGACUCCAAAGACAGCAUCUUUAAACCCAUUUCCUAAACGUUUCCAGGUUGUACUUUCUAAUCCCACAGGCGGUGCCAGAGUAGAUUAUGUCUAUGGUAUUGCUAACAUCACCAUUGUCUCAGAUUUGGACUCCUUGCCAGUUUGGGGACUGAUUGAUCAACUACAUCAGCCUCUUGAUGACACCAUUUUACACAGAGUCCUCCAGAAUCUGAAUGUCAAAGUGGCUACAGAAACUACAGAAGAGCAGCUCACUGCUGUGGUGCAUAUAAUAGACAAGGUUACAGAUGUAGGUGAAAAACGGUUACUCACUGAUAAAAGUAGAAGUCUUUUCUAUGAGAUACUCUGUGCUCUGGCUAGCCCCAAACGUGAGGACACGCGAGGAUAUAGCCUGCUUGCUGAGGUGACUGAGAAGUUUGCUUUUUCCCUGUUGACAGGGAUAAUGUGUGGAUCACCAGGAGAAAGAGGUAAAAAUAUCCUUGACAGCUGCCCAUAUAUUGCAAUAAUGGCUCACAACUGGUUUCCUCAGCAAAUCAAUGGACACAGAUUUAAUGGAAAAGAUGGGGAUUCUAUUCAAGUACCUGAACAUUUAUUAGAGGUCUCUGUUGUAUUAUCUCCUCCUCAAGAAGAGAACUGUGAAUCUGUACAGUUCACAGAAUACAGCAGUCAGCAGUGGUUCCUUACUGGAGAUAAAGAACUUGCUCUGAAGAACAAGGUUUUUUCUAUGAGUUUGAAGGGUCAGAGUUCACACCCUUUGAAAGGUAACAAUGAAGUCAUUUAUCGGAUUUAUGCUACAGGAAGUCGGAUUGUUCCGCAGAAGUCUCUAUGUCUCCUCUGGAAUCAAGCUGCUGAAAGCUGGCUGUCUGAUAGCGGGUUCUGCAAAGUGGUUGAUGACACGUCAGACUACGUGGAAUGCUCUUGUUCUCAUAUGUCCAUUUAUGCAGUUUAUGCCCAAACAGAUAACUUGUCUUCAUAUAACGAGGCUUUCUUCUCUGCUGGAUUCAUCUGUAUUUCAGGUUUCACUUUGGCUAUUGUCUCCCACCUUUUCUGCACCAGGUGUGCAAUGUUUGCAGCUAAACUUCUCACUCACAUGAUGGUUGCUUGUUUGGGUACUCAGAUUUCAUUUCUGGCCUCUGCUUACUUGAGCCAACAUCUCUCAGAGGAAAGCUGCUCUGCCCUUGCAUCUGUUACCCAUUACCUUUACCUCUGCCAGUUCAGCUGGAUGCUUAUUCAGGCUAUUAAUUUCUGGUACAUCCUGGUGAUGAAUGAUGAACACACAGAGCGGCGCUAUCUGCUUUACUUCCUUUUGAGUUGGGGGCUUCCAGCUUUUGUGGUCAUCCUGCUUUUAAUUAUCCUGAGAGGAAUCUAUCAUCACAGCACAGCACAGAUUUAUGGCCUGGUCUACAGUGAUUUGUGCUUCAUUCCAAAUGCCUAUGCUGCUCUCUUCACUGCUGCUCUGGUGCCAUUAAUGUGCUUGGUAGUGGUUUUUGUGGUGUUCAUCCACGCCUACCAGGUGACCCCGCAAUGGAAAGCGUACGACGAUAUUUUCAGAGGAAGAACAAAUGCUGCAGAGAUCCCCUUGGUCUUGUACCUUUUUGCCCUGAUUUCCAUCACCUGGCUGUGGGGAGGGCUGCACAUGGCUUAUCGGCACCUCUGGAUGUUGGUCUUCUUCAUCAUCUUCAACAGCCUGCAGGGCCUUUAUGUCUUUGUGGUAUAUUUUAUCCUGCACAACCAACUUUGCUGUCCUGUGAAAGCAAGUUAUACCGUAGACAUGAAUGGGCAUACAACUCCAGGAUCGGCUUUCUUCACACAUGGCAGUGGUCUGCCAGCUGCAGGUGGAGAGAUCAGCAAGUCCACUCAGAACCUCAUCAGUGCUAUGGAAGAGGUGCCUGCAGACUGGGAGAGGGCAUCAUUGCAGCCUGCUAGUCAAGCUAGUGCUGCCUUUAAGCAAAGUCCACAAAAUGGCAAUAUUUUCCACCCUUCUGGAGGAUUUAGUACCAGCUCACUGGUUGCUGAUGAGGAAUCACAGGAGUUUGAUGACCUAAUAUUUGCUCUAAAGACUGGUGCAGGUCUCAGCAUCAGUGAUAAUGAAUCUUGUCAUGGCAGCCAGGAUGGUGGCAGCAUGGCUAACUCCCAGAUCGUAGAGCUUAGAAGAAUACCCAUAGCAGACACUCACCUCUAACUCCAUGGCUUGCUUGGUUUUUUGUUGUUGUUUUUUUUUUAAUUCAAGCCUCAGUAUUUUUAUAUUUGUACUUUCUUUUGCACUAAAACACUAUAUGAAACUGUGUAGUAGAAUGCUGUGACCUUUACUGAAUGUUUAACAAUGAAUGUUCGCUUGAGGUUUUGUAUAUCAGAAAAUAAACUAAAUUUUUUACAGUGGCUGA